Carassius carassius (crucian carp) is the source of this 1663-nucleotide messenger RNA. Its product is annotated as actin-binding Rho-activating protein-like. Gene Ontology annotation, molecular function: actin binding. NCBI's taxonomy places the organism in Eukaryota, Metazoa, Chordata, Actinopteri, Cypriniformes, Cyprinidae. Gene Ontology annotation, cellular component: sarcomere. The transcript is spliced from 2 exons. The record is from RefSeq and is a predicted model, not a curated record. Gene Ontology annotation, biological process: positive regulation of Rho protein signal transduction; positive regulation of transcription by RNA polymerase II. The coding region runs from base 73 to 1089 and encodes 338 amino acids.
ACCAGCAGCAUCCAAACAGAUUACAAACCUUGAGAUUUGAACCUCACCAACCAGGAAAACACAAUAAGAGCCAUGAGUACAGCUGCCGUCCAGCAAAACCGGCCUUUUAGCAGAGCCGUCAGAAAGAUCAAGGUGGCUUCAACAGUGAACAGCCUCGCCAAAAGCUGGCAAAGUUGGGCGAACAAAAACACAGAAAAGCAAGACAUGAUCCCGAGUGGAUGGAUGCCCGACACCAUCCUUGAGGACACGAAAGACAAGCAGAAGGAAAAGAGUGAGAUGAAACUCUUGGUUACUCCUCGUGUGGUUUCGGUGAAUAGCGAAGUUGGUGCGGACGACCAGAUCAAGACAGUGACCGUGACUAAAGGCAUCACGCCAAAAUGUACUGAAUAUGGAAAAGACCUAGUGAACAUCAUCAAGGAGAAGAUCAACACCAAUCAGCUAACAUCAGAGGACACCAAAAACUUUCUUGGCAAUGAAUCUCCCACCAGGAGACGCUACUGUGGUGGGAAAGCUGGAACUUUGGUGAAGACGCUGGGAUCCCGAAGUAGUGGUUCAGAUGCUGAGGACAGUGGUCUUGGGGAGGAAGUGUCUCUAAGCGACAACAGUGAUCAGAAUGAGAGUGAACCGAAGAAACAUGUCAACAGACAAAAGAUUAAAAUAACUACGAUGAAUGACUUGAGGAGCAAGUGGCAGCGGUUCGCUGAAGACCACAUUGAAGGCCAGAAGCUCAACCCUUUCAGUGAAGAGUUUGACUAUGAACAUGCCAUGGCUAUUCGACUCCAAAAGGGCGACGCGGGAUACGGACAGCCCAAAGAUGGAUCCAAAACAGCCCAACGCGCCGAUCGGGCUCAAAAACACAUCCACCGUGAGAUGGAGGAGAUGUGUUUUAUCAUACGCAGCAUGGGCCAGCGGGAUAAAGAGGGACGAAUCUACGUCACCUUCGGCCGCCUGUUUGACCGCUACGUUAAGAUCUCUGAUAAAGUUGUGGGAAUUUUGUUACGCUGUCGCAAACACAAGAUGGUGGACUUUGAGGGCGAGAUGCUCUGGAAGGGCCAGGAUGAUGACAUUAUAAUCACAUUACUAGAAUAAUGUCCCAGAAAGCUGUUAAUGCUGCAUUCAAGUCCUCCUGGGAAGUUUGUACUUAUGAGUUAACAAGUUGUAAUUAUAUUCUUAGGUGCUAUCAAGUCACUUUGGUCGGAACACGAUGGCGAUUCAACUUUUCUACAUAAAGUUCAAUGUUUUUGGUUUUUUUUUUAUCUACAUCUACAAAAUGAUGAAUAGGGUGCAUCAUUGUUUUUGAUUUUUUUCUGUUUUUAUUCAAUAUAGGAUGUUGAUGGAAUUAUUAUGCAUUCUUUGGUAAUUAUAGAAUAACAUAAUGUUUUGGAUAUGUAGCUUAUGUAGUUUAAUUGUACAUGACAAAAUGUUUUUUUUUUAUUAAUUUCAAAUUUACUGCCAAUACAGAUACUUUGACAUGCUCCAAAUUCAGAGUUUCCCACUCGUAAUAACGACUUGUAAAUAUGAUCUAACUGACAUGACCUGAAUGCACCAUAAGUUGCAAUGUUAAAAAGUAACUAGUUAUUUCUUGAACUUUAUUUUUCUCAGUAUCUCAGCUGUUUUCAAAAUACUGUUAUAUUUGCACUAAAAACCUACUUUUUCAAACAAG